This is a messenger RNA of Vigna radiata var. radiata (mung bean), 1869 nucleotides long. Its product is annotated as protein DETOXIFICATION 19-like. Lineage: Eukaryota; Viridiplantae; Streptophyta; Magnoliopsida; Fabales; Fabaceae. Gene Ontology annotation, molecular function: xenobiotic transmembrane transporter activity; antiporter activity. Gene Ontology annotation, biological process: xenobiotic detoxification by transmembrane export across the plasma membrane. The transcript has 7 exons. Gene Ontology annotation, cellular component: membrane. The coding region runs from base 276 to 1736 and encodes 486 amino acids. The record is from RefSeq and is a predicted model, not a curated record.
GAAAUAAGUCUGUUAGUAGAAAGUCUCGUGUUUCUCGAUUUGGUUUCUUUAUGUUAAAAAAUCAGAAAAAAAAAAACUGACAAAAAAAAUGGGGACAUGACAUGACGGGAGGGAAAAAUGAUUACACAUAAUUGUUAUUUAUUUAAAUUAAAUAGAUGUAAGUUUUAGGUCUUAUAUAUAGUAAACAUGUUUGACCAUAUAGGCAGAGAUGGUGAUGAUUGAAAAAAGCUUCACCUCAGAAAUAUCUAGCAAAGAAAGUUUACGUGGUAGAGAAGAUGGCAGCAAGCAGCAGUUCACAUGGCAGAACAAGAGAAGCUCUGUUGGAAGAAUCUGACAUUAAUGGAAGAGAAAACAGAAAAUGGUGGAAGAAAGUUUUGGACAUGGAAGAAGCCAAACACCAACUCUUGUUUUCGCUUCCAAUGAUUCUUACAAACUUGUUCUAUUACUUAAUCACUUUGGUUUCUGUCAUGCUUGUUGGUCACUUAGGAGACCUUCAACUUGCUGGUGCUACUCUUGCAAACUCAUGGUUCAGUGUAACUGGCGUCGCUCUCAUGGUUGGUUUGAGUGGGGCAUUGGAAACAUUGUGUGGGCAAGGAUUUGGUGCAAAGGAAUACCAUAUGCUGGGAAUUUACCUACAAGCCUCAUGCAUCAUAUCUCUCAUUUUUUCCAUCAUUGUAUCCAUUAUUUGGUUCUAUACAGAACCCAUCCUGGUGUUGCUUCACCAAUCUCAUGACAUUGCAAGAACAGCUGCUCUUUAUAUGAGGUUUUUUAUCCCAGGAUUGUUUGCAUAUAGCUUCUUGCAAAACAUGUUGAGGUUUCUUCAGACACAAUCUGUAGUAAUGCCAUUGGUUCUACUCUCAGCUCUUCCAUUGCUUCUUCAAAUUGUCAUUGCAUAUGCCUUGGUUCAGAGGUCAGGUCUCAAUUUCACAGGUGCACCCGCUGCAGCUUCUAUUUCCCUAUGGAUUUCAAUGCUAUUACUUGCCUUGUAUGUAAUCUAUGCUAAGAAGUUCAGGCAGACAUGGCAAGGAUUUUCAAUGGAUUCAUUCAAUUACGUACUUACAAACAUGAAACUAGCUCUACCUUCUGCUGCAAUGGUAUGUUUGGAGUAUUGGGCUUUUGAAAUUUUGGUUUUCUUAGCUGGACUUCUGCCUAACUCCCAGAUAACAACUUCUUUGAUUGCAAUAUGUACAAAUACAGAAUUCGUAGCCUACAUGAUCACUUACGGUCUCAGUGCAGCUGCAAGCACAAGGGUAUCCAAUGAAUUGGGAGCAGGCAACCCAGAACGAGCUAAACAUGCAAUGAAUGUCACUCUCAAGCUCUCUCUCCUCCUUGGUUUCUGUUUUGUUUUGGCACUUGGAUUUGGUCAUAAUAUCUGGAUUCAGUUUUACAGUGAUAGUGCUACAAUCAAAGAGGAGUUUGCAUCAGUGACACCUUUGCUUGUCCUUUCCAUAUUACUAGAUGCCAUUCAAGGUGUCUUGUCAGGGGUGGCUAGAGGAUGUGGCUGGCAGCACUUGGCGGUUUACAUUAACCUUGCAACUUUUUAUCUCAUUGGUCUGCCAAUUUCAUGUCUCCUAGCAUUUAAGACCAAUUUGCAGUAUAAGGGUUUAUGGAUUGGUCUGAUUUGUGGACUGCUUUGUCAGACCGUGACUCUCUUCCUUUUCACAAGGCGUGCCAAAUGGUCUAAAUUGGAUCUUUCCCACGAAGACAAAGAUAAAGACCAUCCUCUUCUUAUAUAAACUUCUGCCAAACCUCCUAAGUUCGAGUAUGUAAUAACUGACGCAAGAGUUUAGUUACUGGUUCCUAAAUACUACCUCUUGGUGGUUUCUUAUGGCUGCUUAGUCUUGUUUAUUCUUUUUUGAAAAAAGUUAC